AUGGGCAUCACCUCCUUUUGUAACGACCAAGAGGGAUGGGGCCCUACUAGCGGCAUCCGUCCCGACUUAACACCCUGUAUGGAGAACACCAUCCUUCUCGCCCUGCCCUCGCUCGUUGGCAUCGUUGCUCUUUCCGCACGCAUAUUUUCCAUGUGGCACAAUGGAGCACCCCACAACCUGGGUCGCACCAAUGCCAUCUAUUGGCCAUCCCAGUUCCUCAUUCUCGCAAGCAUCAUCGCCCUGAUUGCAAGAGCUGCCGUCCUCAAUAAUGAUAUCUAUACCCCUGCUACUAUGCUUAGCACUGCACUUGCACUUGUGCAGAAUCACUUCCAGCACCAGCAAGAGUUCCGCUCGUCUGACUACAUCUUCACACUCUACAUUUUCUCCCUUGUUGGCGCCGCCAUCAACAUCCGCACCAUGUCGCUCCUGAACCAGACCGCUCAAGACCAGUUCAAGACCUUCAUCUCGUUUUUUGCCUUUCUCGCUGCCGGUUUCACCGUCGAGGCUUGGCCACGCGGCAGGACCCAGGUCCAGAGACAGAGCCAAGGAGGACGCUACGAAAAGGCCAACCUCUUUUCGCGCAUCUCUUUCCAUUCCCUCCAGCCAAUCCUCCGCGAAGGUUACAAGGGUCCAUUGGAAGCCAAGGAUAUCGAGGGAAUGAUGCCUCAUCGUAUCAAAACCGAAUACAGCCAUGCACUGCUGAAUGACCGGUGGCAGCGCGCGGUCACCAAAGCACAGUCUCGCGACAAGAAGCCCAGCUUGUUCAUCACCAUCAUGAAGACCUACAGCUGGGGCUGGAUUCCAAUCAUGAUCUUCCGUCUGGCGGCGUCUACUUUUACCUACAUCUUGCCGGUGCUCCUGAACCAGAUCUUGAACUUCAUCGAGUCCUAUUCCAGUGGUGAGCCCCAGCCGGUGUCUCUAGGAAUCAUCUUGGCCUUUGGGAUGUUCUUUGCUUCGGUCAUGAGCGCCUUCUGCGUUGGACAGUUCUACCAGACGGCGAUCAAUAUUGGCGUGGAGAUCAGAACCGCGCUCAUUGCCAUGGUUUACCGCAAGUCUCUCCGGCUCUCAAACGCUGCCAAGCAAAGCAACACUGCGGGUGAAAUCAGCAACCACAUGUCUGUUGACGCCGAGCGGUGGUUACAUGCCGUGACUUCCUUGCCCAUACUCGUCUCCAUUCCAUACGAGAUUGCCCUUGCUCUCUGGCUUUUAUACAACCAAAUUGGAUGGUCCAUUUUCAUUGGAUUGGUCCUAAUCGUCGCCCUGAUGUCGACCCAAGGUUUCAUCGUCAAGGCCUACAUGCAAGCGAAGAUAAAGAAGAUGGAGGCCGCCGAUAACCGUAUGCGCCUCAUGAACGAGAUCCUCGCGGGUAUCAAGAUCGUCAAGCUGUACGGCUGGGAGGACUCGUUCAAGCAGCGAGUGACCGCCUACAGAGACCAGGAGCUCGUCAACCUCAAGUUCUUUGGCAAGCUUCAAGUCUUCAUGUCGACCAUGUUCCAGUCUCUGCCUAUGGUCGCCGGUCUGAUAUCGUUUUCAGUCUAUGCUACAGUCGGAGGUCCCAAUUUCACCCCCGGAGAGAUAACGCCCCAAAGGAUUUUUGUUGCCAUCUCGCUGUUUGGUCUCCUGGCGAAACCUAUUGGACUCACCGCGGGGAUGAUGAACGAGUCGGCCAGUGCGUUGGUUUCUACGAGGAGAAUUGAAAAGUUCUUGCUCGCUGAGGAGAUUGCAGGAUCCAACACUGAGGCGAUUAAGCAGAUGCCAGAUGACCCUAACGCCCCAGUGGUCGAGAUCAAAGACGGUGUGUUUGCAUGGGACCCCGAAGGUUACGAGGGUGAAUCGGAAGCUGAGGCCAAGAAGAACUUGACGCCAGAGGACAAGGAGACAUCGCCCGAGGAUGAAGCAUUUGCCAAGAAAGAGAAAGGGCCCACAUUGACCAACAUCAACCUGGAGUUCAAACAAGGAAAUCUGGCAACCAUCGUUGGUCGCGUCGGUCAAGGAAAGUCGUCGUUGCUGAACGCCAUUAUUGGAGACAUGUACAAGCACAAAGGAUCAGUCCGCAUCCAUGGAAGAAUGGCAUAUGUCCCCCAGCAAGCAUGGAUCCUCAACGCCACGGUUCGCGACAACAUCCUCUUCGGCAACGUCUUUAACCAAACCCGAUAUGACCUUGUCCUGAUGGUCUGUGGACUCUUACCUGACAUCGAGAUCCUUCCAGCAGGCGACCAGACGGAAAUCGGUGAGCGUGGCAUCAACCUCUCUGGUGGCCAAAAGCAGCGUGUCUCUCUGGCCCGUGCCGCUUACGAUGAUGCCGACCUUUACCUUCUGGACGACCCCUUGAGUGCCGUCGAUGCUCAUGUCGCCCAGCACCUCUGGAAGAACCUCCUUGGCCCGAGAGGACUUCUCAAGAACAAGACUCGCAUUCUCGUUACUCAUGCAGUUCAGUUCCUCGGAGACGCCGACCGCAUUGUUGUCCUCAAGAAUGGUCAAGUUAGCGAGACUGGUCAAUACCAGGAGCUUAUGGAUGCCGGCCAGUCGUUUUACCAGCUUAUCAAGGAACACUCUGUCAGACACCAUCAGCACCACAAGAAGCACGAAGAGAUUGAAGGCACUGUCGAGGAGAGUUCUGAGCUAGAGUCCGACGUUUCGACUGAGGACGGUGAACCUGAUGCUAUUGCUGUCAAAGAUGACAAGGGCGAGUUGGUCACGGAGGAGAAGAUGGUCGAGGGAAGCGUCUCGUGGAGUGUUUAUAUCAAGUACAUUAAGUCUACCUCCUACAAGUAUGCCCUGACGGUAGUCAGUCUCUACGCACUCGUCCAGAGUGUCCAGAUCGGAUCCAACAUCUGGCUCAAGUACUGGGUCACCAACUCUGCCUCGGGAAAGCUCACUCUGUCUGGAUAUCUCGGAAUCUACGCCGCCUUUAUUGUCGUCUUUCUCCUAUUGAGUGCUUUGGUGACCUACUUUGCCAUGGUCCUGGCCAUUGUCCGUGCGGCAAGACGUCUUCACGAGCGAUUGCUGGACAAGGUUCUUCGUUUGCCAAUGUCGUUCUUUGACACUACCCCUCUUGGCCGUAAUGUCAACCGGUUCUCCAGUGACAUUCUGAGCGUCGAUGAAAUGAUCCCCUGGAACAUCUUCCACACCGUCAUCUGCACCUUUUCUGUUCUUGCGACUAUGAUCGUCAUCGCCUUGAACACACCCAUCUUCUUGGCCGUCGUCCCCUUCCUGGUGAUCAUCUAUGGUUUCGUUCAAGCAUACUACGUCUGUUCGUCGCGUGCCUUGAAGCGAAUCGACUCUGUCACCAAGUCGCCAAUCUACCAGCACUUCAGCGAGACCUUGACUGGAGUCACCACCAUCCGCGCCCUGGACGCCGGCAAGCAAUUCAUUGCCGAGAAUGCUGCCAGGGCCGAUGUGUCUGCUAACGCCUACUUUGCAUGGAUCGUAACCAACCGCUGGCUGCAGAUCCGUUUGGAGUGUCUGGGAUCAGUGAUCAUCCUUGCGGCUGCUCUGUUUGCUGUCUUGGGUCGCGACACUCUGAACCCGGCAAGCGCUGGCCUUGCUCUGUCCUAUGCCAUGGGUGUCACUCAGGAUAUUGUCUGGCUUGUGAGCGCCCUCUGUGAUCUCCAAAAUCAAUUGGUAUGCGUGGAGCGUAUUGAGGAGUAUGCCAACAAGAGCUCAGAGGCUCCUGCUCAGACAGAUGUCGUCUUGCCCAAGAACUGGCCCCAGGCUGGUCAGAUCGAGUUCCGCAACUACUCGACGCGUUACCGCGAGGGACUCGAUCUGGUCAUCAAGGACAUUGGUUUCACUGUCCAGCCUACAGAGAAGGUCGGCAUUGUUGGUCGCACGGGUGCAGGAAAGUCGUCUCUGACACUCGCAUUGUUCAGGAUUAUCGAAGCAGCCAACAGUCACUGGGCCAAAGCUAGUCAUAACAGUGCCGACAUGGAUGUUGAUCUAGAUGACGAGAAGGACGCCGAUGCUGUCCUGGAAAAGGUGCAAGUGGAGGAGGAUGGUGGUUCGAUCUGGAUUGAUGGUGUGGACAUUUCGAACGUUGGAUUGAAGGACCUUCGUCAACACCUCGCCAUUAUCCCUCAGGAGCCCAUUUUGUUCGUUGGAACUGUUCGCGACAACCUCGACCCCUUCGAGGAGAUGCAGGACGCAGAUCUGUGGGAGGCCCUGGAGCGUGCUCAUUUGAAGGACCACAUUGGUUCCCUCGAAGGAGGACUCUCCUUCAAGGUGUCACAGAACGGCGACAACUUUUCUGUGGGUCAGCGGUCGUUGAUCUGUUUGGCGCGUGCGCUUCUCCGCAAGACCAGGAUCCUUGUACUGGACGAGGCGACGGCUGCGGUGGAUGUGGAGACGGACGAGCUUAUCCAGAAGACGAUCAGGAGCGAGUUCAAGGACAGGACGAUUCUCACGAUUGCGCAUCGUAUAAAGACGGUCAUGGAUUCGGACAAGAUCCUGGUGCUCGAGAAGGGACGUGUCGAGGAGUUCGAGGCCCCGGCUGUGCUAUUGCAACGAUCUGAUUCGCUCUUCUACAAUCUUGCCCUCCAGGCUGGCGAGAUCAAGCUCUGA
Molecule: messenger RNA, 4560 nt
Organism: Linnemannia hyalina
Lineage: Eukaryota; Fungi; Mortierellomycota; Mortierellomycetes; Mortierellales; Mortierellaceae
Source: the annotation of a GenBank genome assembly